CGAAAUGUCCGAAAUGUUGAGGUCACAAGGAGCUACACAAGAAUCAGAUUCAGAUGAAGUUCAGGAGAAUUUGACUGUGGCAAAACUAAAGGCAGAAGGCAAGCUUCUCUCUCAAGUGGGCGGCAGGAACGCAAGAUCACCAGGUAGUAGCUCCUCAAAGAAGGCAAGCAAGAGUAAUAUGCCUGAAGACUUUCAGAAACCGAUUGUUUUGCCUGCAACCCCUCGGAGAAAAUUGAAGCCGAACCAGGAGCAUUUCUCUAUGAUAAGUGUCAACAAUGCAAAAUCACAGGAUAGGUGCUCUUCAAAGAAGGCAGAGGAUUUUCAGAAAGAAAUUGUUCCAUCUGCUUCCCCUCCAAGCAAACUGAAGCGGAAGCAAGCAUCUGUUGCAUCAGAGAAGCAUGAGCUUAUCUCUCUAGUGAGCUGCAACAGUGCAAAAUCGUUGAGAAGUAACACCUCCAGGAAGGCAGGCAAGUGGCAUGAGCCAGAGCAAGUUCAAAAAUCCAGUGUGCAGCCUUCUGCAUCUCAGAAAAAACCAAAGCUAGAGCAAGACUUGGGUGUAUCGAAGAAAUAUGGAGUUUCCUCACCAGGGAGUUACAACACUACAAAACCACCAGGAAGCAGCAUGUCCAGGAAAGCAGGCAAGCGGCACACGCCGGAGGGUGUUGAGAAAUCCAGUGUCCCGGUUGCGGCCCCAAAGAAGAAACUGAAGAUCGAGCCAGACUUCGCAAUGCAACAAAACAAAACCAGCUCCUCAAUUAAGGCAGGGAAGCAGCUUAACCCUGAAGAUUUUCAGAAAACAUUUGUUCAGCCUGUUGUUUAUCGAAAAAAACUGAAGCUUGAGCCAGACUUGGUUGCAUUAGAGAAACAUGGAGAUGCAAAACCACUAGGAUGCAGUACCGGAAACAAAGGAGAACUUCAUAAGCUUGAAGUCAUUCAGAAAGCCAGUGUUCCACCUGCCGCCCCUCCCAGAAAACUGAAACAAGACGUGGUUGCAUCACAGAAGAAUUAUCUUUCCUCUUUUGUGGGGAGGAGCAAUGCAAAUGUACUGGACAAUAUCUCCUCAAAGAUGGCACACAAGCAGCUUGAGCAUGUACAGCCUCACAAACCCAUUGCGCGGCCUGCUGCCCCUCGAAGUAUACUCAAGCAGCAAAGCAAAACCAACACCUUAACUAAGGAAGGAAAGCAGCAAAUUCCUGAAUACUCUCAGAGAACAUUUGUUCAGCCAGCUGUUUCUCAAAGUAAACUGAAGCAAUCAAGCCGUGCUGCGCCGGAGAGGCCAAAGACGAGAAGCAAAACUAGUAAUCCUGCUAGGAAAAAGGAGUAUGCUUGCGUGAGUGUGUGGGCAAACAUCUAUGAAUCGGAAUGCUCAAGUGGAUCAGCCGAGCCGCUUGUAAACAAAAGAACAGAGCGAAGGAAACGAGAAAGAGAACGCGCAGUUCAGAUAACCUAUUCGCGGUCAAGGAAGCGAAUUGCCAGUGGAAUCAGCUCCAUCAAGGCACAACCUGCUGAAGAAGAAAUCUCAUCUCAACAAACCAAGUCACCACCUCAAUCUCAAUGCUUGAAGUUCAUUCUUAUCAAUGCUGCUAACAAGGUGGUGACUCAAGACCCUGGAGAUCAGUUCAAGGCACCAGCUCCCCGCAAGGGCAUCGUUAUUGCCCCUCCUGCAGACCAGGUGACGACUCAAACCCCUAAAGGUCGGUCCCAGCCACAAGUUCAACGCAUGGACAUUGUCACCCCUCCUGCGGACCUGGCAAUGACUCAAACCCACGGAGAUCUGUCUGUUCCAUCUAGGCGCAUGGACAUUGCUGCUGUCCCUCCUGCUGACAAGGUGAUGACUCGAGCCCCUGCCGAUCAGUCACAGCUACCAGCCCCGUGCUCCAUCGCCAAUGAUCAGGUGGUUCCACCUCGUUCAGCUGGUCCACUCAGUUUAACUCCUUCAAAUCCAAGCAGUAGCCCUGACGUGAUAGACAUUUCUGAUGAUGACUGAACUUUUCCAUCACUUUAUACUCUGCUUACU
This is a messenger RNA of Lolium rigidum, 2017 nucleotides long. RefSeq lists its product as uncharacterized. Gene Ontology annotation, molecular function: polyubiquitin modification-dependent protein binding; single-stranded DNA binding; metalloendopeptidase activity. Gene Ontology annotation, biological process: DNA damage response. The transcript has a single exon. The record is from RefSeq and is a predicted model, not a curated record. NCBI's taxonomy places the organism in Eukaryota, Viridiplantae, Streptophyta, Magnoliopsida, Poales, Poaceae. Bases 5 to 1987 code for a protein of 660 amino acids. Gene Ontology annotation, cellular component: nucleus.